CCCUUUUAGCUUUGCAAUGGAAAAAGUCACUGUAAUAAAUGUAUUGAACCUUGAUUUUUCUUCAUCCUUUCUUCAGCAUUGAACAAUAUACAACAUAUAAUGUUGAAAGUACGCUAUGUAACGUGGCCCUCUAGCGGUUAAAAAACAAAACGGCAUGCAUUUUGCGGAAGAACGUUGUUUUGGUUGUGCUUCGGCUCGGCUGUGUGACUGUGCGGAUGAAUAUGCUUCACCGCAACUGUUAGCACGGAGAUCCAAAAAUCCAUCCGAGCAUUAAAGUGCAAUAUUUCAUGCUGUUGUUUUGACUAAUUUAACGUGUUCCAUGACAAUCUUUCUCACUUUCUCGCACUCCCACACCAUCAGCCAGAGACUUUUCUUUAUGAUGAGCACGGUCGAGUCUGUAGCCUACGCAAUUUCCCGCGAAAACCAUCCCGACAGGUCUACAAUAAACUCAAUUGGCUUGCCGUGGUGAAUCAAGAAGCCUCACCUGUGUGAAAUCAUGAUUGGGGCCAUCUGUCCCUUGUAUGUUCUUCUCUUCGCGCUCCUCUUUUUGUGCACGGAUGCACGUCCCGAAUCGCCCGGCCGGUCAAGGCGUGCUCCUGCUGCCAAAGUGCGACUGGCAGGUCUCGGCCACAGAGAAAACGAGGGACGAGUUGAAGUCCUGCACAACGGGACGUGGGGCACCGUUUGCGAUGACGAGGUCGACAUUAAACUGGCCAAUGUGGUGUGCAGGGAACUGGGUUUCCAAAGUGGCAUAACAUGGGCGCACAGUGCCAAGUACGGAGAGGGAGAGGGCCCCAUUUGGAUGGAUAACGUGAGGUGUGAAGGAACAGAGAAAACUCUGAAAGACUGCAAGUCGAACGGGUGGGGUGUUCAUGACUGCAAACACUCUGAGGAUCUCGGGGUGGUCUGUAGUCCAGAAAGAAGGCUGGACCAAGUGCAUCCUGGAGUCACCAGAAGAGGGCACACCAUUGCUCUCAGACCAAAUGCAGUCACCUCGAACCGUUGGCAGGACAUUUACUCCAGUUCAAGGACAUCUGCACAUCUCAGGCAAGGCAAUGGACAUUCCCAGGAUCAUACCAGAUGGGAUCAAUUCUCCAGACAGCAGUUCCAUAAUCCGUCUGCCAGUAGGGUGAAGAUUGAGGAAGUCCGUCUCAAGCCUGUCUUGAUGGUUACAAAGAGGCGCACUCUUGUCACGGAGGGUGUGGUGGAAGUAAAGCAUGCUGGGAGAUGGAGACAGGUGUGUGAUAAAGGCUGGAGUCUGAAUAGCAGCAGAGUUGUGUGUGGGAUGCUUGGAUUUCCUGAUGCGGAGCAGCCCAACAUGAACACCUACAAAAAAAUAUGGGAUAAAAAAGUCAAGGAUUCAACAACCAGAUUGAGUCAGAUGACCAAGAAGAAGGGAUUCUGGGUUGAGAAAGUACAUUGUCUGGGCACAGAGCCUAGCCUGGCGGAGUGCCACGCCCAGCUGUCAAUCCCUCGAAGCCCCGUCCCCUGUAAGAAUGGUCGCCAUGCUGUGGCCCGCUGUGUCCCAGGACCACAGUUUGCUCGAAUGUCCUCUGGCAGACCCCAGGCACCUCACCCUGUGCAGCUGUCAGUGCGGCUGAAGGCAGGGCCACGUCUGGGAGAAGGCAGAGUCGAGGUUCUGCGUGAGGGAAAGUGGGGAACUGUGGUUGACCACCUGUGGGACCGUAUCUCAGCCAGCGUGGUGUGCAGAGAGCUGGGCUUUGGCACUGCCAAAGAGGCUCUUACCGGAGCAUACAUGGGUCAAGGGACGGGGCCAAUCCACAUCAACUCUGUGCAGUGCACUGGCACAGAACGCUCCGUUUUGGAUUGUUACUUCCAGGAAGUCCCUCCCUGGACAUUCAAACACAGCCAGGAUGCUUCUGUCAAGUGCUAUGUUCCUAAGACAGGCAUGGAAACCACGGUGCGGUUGGCAGGGGGCAGGGACCCGGCCGAGGGUCGUGUGGAGGUGCUCAUGGAGGUGGGGGGCAGAAAGCGUUGGGGGACGAUUUGCAGUGAGAACUGGGGAAUAAAUGAAGCCAUGGUGGUGUGCAGGCAACUGGGCUUUGGUUUCGCCGCACGUGCCCAUCAGGACACAUAUUAUUGGCAAGGAGACCCUGCAGCAGAAGAAGUGUUGUUGAGUGGGACUCACUGUGUGGGAACAGAAAUGUCCAUCCAGCAGUGCCGUCGUAAUAAUUACGUCCACUGCCCUCGAGGAGGCGGGGCUAAAGCAGCAGGUGUCACCUGUUCUGAAACGGCACCUGACCUGGUUUUGGAUGCACAGCUCGUGCAGGAGAGUGCUUACCUGGAAGACAGGCCUCUGCACCUGCUCACCUGUGCACACGAAGAGAACUGUCUCUCCUCCUCUGCCAACCGUAUGCAGUGGCCGUACGGGCACCGCCGCCUCCUGCGUUUCUCCUCUCGUAUAAUGAACUUGGGCAGAGCCGACUUCCGUCCACGCGCCUCAAGAGAGUCCUGGACCUGGCACCAGUGCCACAGGCAUUAUCACAGCAUUGAAGUGUUCACACAUUAUGACCUCCUCACACUCAACGGAAGCAGAGUGGCCGAAGGGCACAAAGCCAGUUUCUGUCUGGAAGACACCUACUGCCCUGAUGGACUUCACAAACGCUUUUCGUGUUACAAUUAUGGAGAUCAAGGCAUUUCAGUGGGUUGCUGGGACACGUACCGCCACGAUAUUGACUGCCAGUGGAUAGACAUCACCGAUGUGAGACCUGGAGACUACAUCAUGCAGGUUGAGGUAAAUCCGUCCCUGGAUAUGGCUGAAUCAGACUUUAUGAACAACGUCAUGCGUUGUCGAUGUAGAUAUGAUGGGCACAGAGUGUUUAUGUAUGGCUGCCAUGCAGGUGAUGCCUACAGUGCUGAAAUUGAGGAUUUAUUUGAACACCAGCGUCAGAUCAGCAAUAACUUCAUCUGAGCCUAAUAAAGAGAGGUGAGAGGAGAGGAUGUUCAUAAAUGGGUCCUGGAAAUGUGGAUUUUUUUGGACAAUGAACUGUGUGAAAGAGAGAGAGAUAUUCUCAACUGAUCUCAGAAGAGUCUAGCAGUAGCACCACUGAGUGGAAGAGAUCUGCUAAAUUUUAAAGGGGUCAUGACAUGGAUUUUUUUUUUUUAAUUAUUAUUUUAAGAUGUUCCUUGAGGUUCACUUAUAAUGUUAAUAAGGUUUUGUUGCACACACACAAAAAAACGUAUAAAUGAUAUAAAACGAUUAUUUAUUCUGACCCUUUGUCUGAAGUGAUCCGUUUUUAAGGGGCGGAUCUUUUAAAGCUUGUCAAUAAACAGCCACUGUUAUGAAUUGCUAACAUCAUUGCAUAGGAAAGAGUAUCAGCGCCCACUCGCUAGUGCCCAUGAGUAUGUGUUUUGAAAACACUAUCCACAUAAAACUGUCUUUUACAGACAAAGCAUUAUGAAAUCAUUUACUUACCGUUUGUGAUGUAGCUGCUGUCAGAUCCAAUACAGUUUCUGCUUCAUCUGUCAACAAAAGUUUCUUUGCAAACUCUCCAUUACACUGUGCAUCACUUUCAAAACGAAAUGCUACGAACAAACAUAUAAUCCUCUGACAUGAUCCGGGACGCCAUUAAAAUAAACCGUCCACUUGUUUCCGACACUGGGAUCUUUCUGAAGUACCUGAACUUGAAGUUUGUAUGGAGACGCAAACGAGCUGUUUAAACUAGACGCGUUAAAGCAGUGGUCGGCAAUAGGUGGCCCGCGGGCCUAAACUGGCCCUCCAGCAAUAAUAUUUGGCCCGUGCCCGCAGCCAGAUUAUUUUGAUAGCCGCUGGUUCUGAAAUAGAUCUGUCUGGAGAGCGCAGUUCAUGGUUGCAUAGCAAUGACAGACACCACGGGAGCACAAGCGCUUUGGAAAGGAGGAGAAAGCAGCACGGCCACGUUUUCCACUCGUUUUUAGACGCGACAUGUGAAUGGCCCCUAAUAUUAUAUUCUUUGCAAACAGCGACAACUUCGUUGCAGAUAAGACACACCGGCUUUGCAUUCACAAACUAGGUAGGAUGAACGCAUAGUUGUGUUUCCAUUCUUCUUUGUUUGCCCUAUUUUCCCUUUCAACUUUCCUCUGUAGACUCUUUGAUAGUGCCAUUUUCUCUCACCAGCUAGCUUAAAUGUUAAUAUCAGUCUGCACACGACGUAAUAGCAUACCUCCAGCACACAAACAAUUUAAAUAAAUGCAGUUUAGUACAUGAGGAUGCCAAAGAAUAAUUCUGAGUGUAAAAGUAGGCUACAUCAAAUAAUUAUUACAAUAAGUUAGGCUCCAUUGUGUAACAAGCAAAUUAAAAUGAUACACAUUUAUUAUUCACAAUAUGGAAAGAGGAAAUAAAACAUAGUUCGUUAAGAGCAUGAUUCAAACAUGCCAUUAAUGGGCUUAUUCAAGUCCUCUUUUAUUUUUUGAGUUAUUUUUAUCCAUCUCCCACAUAUGUGUUUUAGCAAGGCGGUCUGUGUUGCAAGUUGGUGAAUGAAGAUACUUGCCAGGUUACGUGUCACUACUCUGCUUUAUUAAUUUAUCCAGUGUAAAACCCGGACACCGCCACCGCUUUUUGUUAAUGACUGUCCUACUACAGGAUUUAACACAGUAACAGCUCAAUACCAGUUACAAAAGACACUGUAACAGUCUGUCACAGGCAAUUCUAGUUGCAAUUUUUUUUUCAUCAAUUAUCUUUUGACUAUGUUCUGGCCCGCCAACUAGUGGUGAAAUUGUUUUUGGCCCGAUACCAAACUUACUUAGCGACCCCUGCAUUAGCAGAUGUCAGAAACUGAACAGGCAUCUGUAUACUGUAUCCAGUGUAGACAGCGUCAGUCAUUAUAAUGGGUUCUUUUUGAUUUUGACGCGACGCAACAUCCAGUGUAGGCAACUGUCAACCUUUAAGCGACUGAAUGUCGGUGGGUGGGGCCUAUGCUGUGAUGAUGUAAAACUAUUUGUCGAUGUCUUGCUCUGGAGCAGGCAUAUGCAAAUGUAUUUGCCAGUGUAACGUCACAAAUCCCACAUUAUCCAAACGAGCCAUUUUUGUAGCUUGAUUAAAUAAAUGGACAUUUUAAGCUAUGAAACUUGCAGGAUCUUUUAAUGGUACAAAGUCCUCUUAUAUGUCAAGAUCAAGGCUAAUUUGAUUUCUCAUGUCAUGACCCAUUUAAAUGGUUUUCUCCAUGGAAUUGAAUUUAGUCUAGCAGAUGUUUGGAAAUCAACCAAAAGAAAUAUAACUUUAGGAUUAGUUCACCUUAAAAUUUAAAUUCUUUGAGUCUUUUGUAUUUGAGGUUCUUUUCCUCCCAGUUGUAGUCACAGAUGUCAAAAUUUUAAUUUAAUGAUAGCUUAAUUGUCAGUCUGUUCUUGACACACUUUGCAUCAGAACACAUGGAGUAUACUUUUAUGAAUCUUUUAUAGAGCAUUAUUUGUCAUUUUGGAGCUUGAUAGCCAGUCUUUUUCACUUUCAUUAUACUGAAAAAAGUGGCUAGGAUAUUUCUCAAAAAUCCACCUUUGUGUUCCACAGAAGAAAGUCAGUCAUAUGAGUUUGGAGUUAGUAAGUGAAGUCAGAAUUUGUAUUUUUGGGUGAACUGAUCCUUUAAUUAAUAUCCAUUGAGAAACUGGGACAUUGUUUUCAGAGGCUAAGUUGUGAUUGUUUAUCCUUAUCAGCUGAUUAAAAUAAAAACAUCAUGCAAAAUUUAUAGUUCUUGGGACCAUAAGACUAGCAUUAGUAAAUAACAAUUUUUUCAUUAUUAUUAUUAUUUUUUGUUGUUGUUGUCUACAUAUAUUUAUUUUGUGACAUUAUAGAAUAAUAAUAUAAUAAAUGUUGUUAUAGAGUAAAAAAAAAAAAUGUUUAAUUUUUCAUUAUAUUUACCCCCCCACACAAAAAAAAAACAAAAAAACAAAAAAACAAAACAAAACAAAAACACAAAAAAGAAGAAAGCUGAGUAAGUCCGUGGUCUUUAAUAUUACCAAUAUGAUCUAUUUUAUAUGACAUCCAAAUGCAGUUUGUUCACUAUUUCUGUUCAUUUUUGAGUUUUAUAUCUAACUUCGGUUCUUUUGUUUGAGUUAUGCACUUUAUUGAUGGACUGUCAGUAUUUUGGUAGAAAUGCGUCAUUCACUACCAUCUUUAAACACACACUUCUGUUUGUUUGUUUGUAUUUAUGCCUUCAUUCCAUUUUUGAUAGACCUUUUCAUCUUUUUUCUGUGACUUUCCUGAAUCCCAAAAGAUAACAAAGGAUGUUGUAUAUGCUGAAGAUUUAUUUAUUUAAUACAUCGUUAAACACAUUUUCUGGAUGAGAGUUUUAUUAGUUUGACAGUUCAUAGAAUUAAUCAAUGCUUGCUAAAUGGUUGACUGCUUUAAUAUUCAUUUAACAUCUUGAAGCUUUGAUUUGUGGAUGAAUGGAACUUGUUUUCUUAGUCUAGAGUGUACUUGAAGCUUUUUUUUAACAUCUAUGAGUAUAAAGGAGUAUGUUGUUACAAUGUCCUGAAAAAAGCUACAUCACUACAGCAUUUAGUGAUGAGUUCAAAUCUAGCUUGAACUCAAGGAAUAAUAUUUAUGGGCCAGAGCAUUACAUAGGUCUUAAAGUAGUCUAUAAAUCCAAAAAGUUAUUUUUUUUUUUUCAGCUGUACUGUAUCAGUCUUUAUGUUUGUAAUUAUUUGCACAGUACAAGAUGCUGUUUAACAAUGGUUAUUGUGCAUGUAAUGAACUGAUAUGUAAUUUGUUCCUACUGUUUAUCUUAAAACCUCAUGUUAUUUAUCAUAAAGUAUAAUCCAUAACGGAUGAUUUCAUACACACGUGAGUGAUUUUUCUUAAGUGAAUCAUUUGUGCCCAUUCUGUGCCUAGAUAUUAUUUAAAUCAACUUUAAAUUUUCCAUGAUAUACUGUUUUUGUAAGAUCACAAAUAUGACUUAUUCUGUCUCUCUGUUGUGUACCUUUACUUUCACCUGUUACUCUUGAUCUGUUAUUUCACCUAUAUGUUUAUUUAUGAUUUGCAUGUUACUGUAUGUUCUUAAUAUUAUUCAUGCAUAAAUUGAUUUCAGUCCAUAAAUCACAGCAAACUUCAUAUAUAUAUUAUUAUUAUCUUUUGGUGCUAAUUGUGCACUGUUCUGGGAGUUUUUCAUGGAGUUGUUGAGAGUUUAAGCUCUUAUUGUAAUUUGCAACACUCUCAGGGAUGAAAUAUUUGUGUUUAAGAUUAUUUGUAAGAUCACUUGGACACAGGCAGGACACAAAUAAAUAGGAAAGUACUACCAAAAUCAUUCCAGAAGCUCCAACGUGAUGUAAAACUCCUGUUACUGUUUUGUGAUGAGUAUUACAGUAGUCAAUGGAAACAACUGAUCUCAAAUGUGAAUAAAUAUGGCGUAUAAGGUCUCA
Megalobrama amblycephala (Wuchang bream) is the source of this 7350-nucleotide messenger RNA. RefSeq names its product lysyl oxidase-like 4 (gene loxl4). The coding region runs from base 497 to 2932 and encodes 811 amino acids. Gene Ontology annotation, molecular function: copper ion binding; protein-lysine 6-oxidase activity. The transcript has 15 exons. NCBI's taxonomy places the organism in Eukaryota, Metazoa, Chordata, Actinopteri, Cypriniformes, Xenocyprididae. The record is from RefSeq and is a predicted model, not a curated record. Gene Ontology annotation, cellular component: membrane. Gene Ontology annotation, biological process: peptidyl-lysine oxidation.